UGGUUGUAAAUGACCUUGUCAAGGACCUAAGUGCGGUUGACAAACUCCGUUUCGCCGGUCGAAGUCGCCUUGAAUUCCUUGAAAAAUUGGCUUAAUUUGCAGUCGGCGAAGGGAUCUAUGCUUAUAAACUUGAGAUUCGCAUGACCAAUUCAUAACCUGUGAUUUCUAUGCUAAAUUCAUUGCUAUUGCGUCUUGUUUUCAUUCGAAAUUAUUGACAAAUGCGCACGAGGGACAUGGAGGACUAUUAGGACAUUAAUUUUUCAUUGCCUUCACCGUCAUUGCAUUCACUUAAUCCGCUUUCAUGUCAGAACAAUUACAAUAAUUAGUGCACAAAGUACAAAUUCCAAAUGGUUAAGUAAUUAUAUAAGACGAAUUGAGACAAGAUUAGAUAACAAGAUUGAUGGCAAUCAUUGUUAAUUCAAAGUAGCCAAAGUGAUGAUUCGGUACUUUUUUACGGAAGUAUUUCGCAAUUUCGGGGGCGAUAUCAAUCGUUGACUUGCUCUCGUCUGUCGCUUGCAUGUGCGAAGAACCGAGAACCGCGAUAUCAUCCAUAAGAUUGUUGUCGAUCGUCACCUCUUCGUACAAAGCGCGGCGGCGUCUUGUUUAAUUUCUCUAAUAUUUUGUCGCGUGCGACUGUUUUUCGAGUGCCUGUCAAUUGCCGUCGUGUCACACAAAGUUGUUGACUCAAAUGGUUCGAUUGGGAACAGCCAGGCCAUAUAGAAUCGCUGAAAAAAUAGAAAUCUAAUACGUUCUCCUAGUCGGCGCCAAAUCAGUAUCGGAACGGCAAGGUUAGGUUUAACCGCCACGGGUGAUUGUAUUAAUUGUAGCGAAAUGAAUCUGAAGGCGACGUUGGCCAUUGUAUUUGUUUUUGUUGGAUGUUGCAGCAAUGUUGUGUUCCUGGAGCUGCUUGUCAAGAACGAUCCAGGAUCCGGGAAUCUCAUCACAUUCCUUCAGUUCGCGUUUAUUGCGGUCGAAGGUUUCCUAUUCACAUCACGAUGUGGAACACGCAAGCCUCGAAUCGGACUCAAGGACUACUCAAUUCUGGUUCUAAUGUUCUUCGUUUCGUCCGUUUGCAACAAUUAUGCCUUUGACUUCAAUAUUCCUAUGCCGCUGCAUAUGAUCUUUCGAGCGGGUUCGUUAAUUGCCAACAUGAUAAUGGGCAUCUUAAUCCUGAAGAAACGUUACGAACUAUCAAAAUAUGUUUCUGUGCUAAUGAUAACGGCGGGCAUUGUCAUAUGCACAAUUGUUUCCGGAUCGGAUGUGCAAGAUACCAGCAAUCCAGACAUCCGGAAACCACAAGGCACGGAAAAGAGUCAAUUUUCAGUAUUCUUUUGGUGGACCCUAGGGAUCACCUUGCUCACUGUUGCGCUUUUCAUAUCAGCUCGAAUGGGAAUCUACCAAGAAGUACUCUACAAACGCUACGGCAAGCACCCGCGCGAGGCACUCUUCUACACGCAUCUCCUUCCCCUGCCGGGGUUCCUGCUACUCUAUCGGAACAUAAUCGAGCACAUUGAAAUCAGCUCAUUAAGCCCAGAGAUAACCGUACCCAUCCUGGGCGCUUCAAUGCCAUCCAGUUGGGUUUAUCUAAUUGGGAACGUCCUCACGCAAUAUAUUUGCAUUAGCCAAGUUUAUGUCCUUACAACGGAGUGUUCAUCAUUAACUGUUACGCUUGUUGUCACCCUACGGAAGUUUGUGUCGCUUCUAUUCUCAAUUGUUUAUUUUCGCAAUCCAUUUACAAUUUACCAUUGGAUAGGAACCCUUUUGGUAUUCACAGGAACAGUAAUUUUCACAGAAAUCAUACCAAGGAUACAAAAUGCCGUCUUUAGGACGAAGCAUACAAGCGUGACGGCAACAAACGCACAUGAUUUGAAAAAGAAACGAAGUUAAUCAAAUUGCAUCUCAUUUGUGACGAUGAAGGGGAGCAAAAGGAGAGAAGAAGGUGGAUAUUAGGCUAAUUGAAAUUGGAAUACUUUGGUUAAAAGCAUAUAUACAUACAAAACUCAAUAAAAUUAUAAGAAAAGUUAAAA
Molecule: messenger RNA, 2027 nt
Organism: Hermetia illucens (black soldier fly)
Lineage: Eukaryota; Metazoa; Arthropoda; Insecta; Diptera; Stratiomyidae
Gene: Efr
Product: UDP-xylose and UDP-N-acetylglucosamine transporter
Exons: 5
Coding region: 832-1887 (351 amino acids)
Biological process (GO): transmembrane transport
Cellular component (GO): endoplasmic reticulum membrane; Golgi membrane
Molecular function (GO): UDP-xylose transmembrane transporter activity; UDP-N-acetylglucosamine transmembrane transporter activity
Source: RefSeq, a predicted model, not a curated record